AUGUUAAAUUUGACAAUUUUUACAAAUGUUUCCGAUUUUCCUUAUAAAAAGAAGUAUGAUCAGAAUACUUUAUUAAAAGAUUUUAAGCAAAAAAUGAUAAUGAUUGCUGGAAUUGAGCAGUUAGAAAAUAUGCAAGUUGAACUUGUCGAUGAACGAAAAAAUCCAUUAUUAAUUUUUGAUGAUGAUAAUAAAAAACUAUCAGAUUAUAAUCUUACUGAUGAAUCAAUUAUUCUUGUCAAGGAUAUUAGUGGAGCAAAUACUGAACUUCUUCAAAACGAUGAUAUUGAUGAACGAUAUGUUAUGCCUGAUGAAAAAUAUGCUGUUAGAGAUAAUACUGCUCGUAAUUUCAAAAAAAAAAUUAUGGAAACUACAAAAGAAUCUACAUAUUUAAAAGUUGGGGAUCGUGUUAUAGUAAUGGCUAAAGGAGAAGAAAAAAUUGGCACUGUUGCUUAUGUUGGUAAUGUUGAAUUUGCAGAUGGUUUAUGGAUUGGAGUAAAUUUAGAUUUACCUAAAGGAAAAAAUGAUGGAUCAGUUGAUGGUAAACGAUAUUUUGAAUGUUCUGAAAAUCAUGGAUCAUUUGUGAAGCCAAGAAAUUGUGAAUUGCUUGAUGUAGAACCUUCCGGAAAUACGCCUGAAGAACUAUAA
This is a messenger RNA of Strongyloides ratti, 645 nucleotides long. Its product is annotated as Tubulin-folding cofactor B. The transcript is spliced from 2 exons. The coding region runs from base 1 to 645 and encodes 214 amino acids. The record is from RefSeq and is a predicted model, not a curated record. Gene Ontology annotation, biological process: tubulin complex assembly; post-chaperonin tubulin folding pathway. Gene Ontology annotation, molecular function: alpha-tubulin binding. Lineage: Eukaryota; Metazoa; Nematoda; Chromadorea; Rhabditida; Strongyloididae.